Cuscuta epithymum is the source of this 1824-nucleotide messenger RNA. Lineage: Eukaryota; Viridiplantae; Streptophyta; Magnoliopsida; Solanales; Convolvulaceae. The record is from the annotation of a GenBank genome assembly.
CUGUGGAGAAGGAACAAGGACACCAGUGUGAGGCGAAGUUGUAGUAGGUGGGGGUAUCUUGGUUGGUGGGUACUGUAUUUGCCUACAUUUACGGGCAGCGGACUUUCCGAAGAAACAUACUUACAACAAAGGCUAAAGGCAUAUUCCAUUCGGCAUCUCACGGGACAUCGUCUCCAGUCUCGACCAACCAUUUAUAGGCUUCACUUCGGUCCCGAGAAUCAAUAAGCAAGAUGGCGACCACCAGUGCUUUGAAUCUGAGCACGUCUUCCUCAGCCUGGAUCCGUCAAAAUCGUUCUUUUAGUCAACGUACUGAUUCAUCAUUGAUCCGCCCUGCUCGCCGUGUCUUCGUUGUCCGGGCUUCCGGAUCUUACAACGACGAGCUCGUCAAAACCGCUAAAACCAUUGCAUCUCCUGGAAGGGGAAUCCUUGCCAUUGAUGAAUCUAAUGCUACAUGCGGAAAGAGACUGGCAUCUAUUGGUCUGGAAAACACAGAGCCUAACAGACAAGCUUAUAGGCAGCUUUUGCUGACAACCCCAGGCCUUGGUGAGUAUAUUUCUGGUUCUAUCCUUUUCGAGGAGACACUUUACCAGUCAACUACAGAUGGGAAGAAGUUUGUGGACUGCUUGCGUGAUGAGAACAUAGUGCCUGGGAUCAAGGUUGAUAAGGGUUUGACCCCCCUCCCAGGAUCAAACAAUGAAAAUUGGUGCCAAGGUUUAGAUGGCUUAGCUUCUAGAUCUGCUGAGUACUACAAGCAAGGUGCCCGUUUUGCAAAGUGGAGAACUGUUGUGAGCAUACCUUCUGGUCCUUCUGCUUUGGCUGUAAAAGAAGCAGCAUGGGGUCUUGCUCGCUAUGCUGCUAUUUCUCAGGACAAUGGUCUUGUACCGAUAGUGGAGCCUGAGAUUCUUCUUGAUGGGGACCAUCCUAUAGAAAGGACUCUUGAGGUUGCAGAGCGAGUAUGGGCAGAGGUGUUCUACUAUCUAGCUGAAAACAAUGUUUUCUUUGAAGGAAUUCUACUUAAACCUAGCAUGGUUACCCCGGGGGCUGAACACAAAGAGAAGGCUUCCCCGGAUACCAUUGCCAAGUACACUCUCACUAUGCUGAAAAGGAGAGUCCCUCCUGCUGUUCCUGGGAUCAUGUUCUUGUCAGGAGGACAAUCUGAAGUGGAAGCAACAUUGAACCUGAAUGCAAUGAAUCAAAGUCCAAACCCAUGGCACGUGUCCUUCUCUUAUGCACGUGCACUCCAAAACAAUGUCUUGAAGACUUGGCAAGGACGCCCUGAGAAUGUGGAAGCCGCACAAAAAGCACUACUGGUUCGUGCAAAAGCAAACUCCCUGGCUCAGCUCGGGAAAUACUCAGCUGAAGGUGAAAGCGAGGAAGCUAAGAAGGGAAUGUUUGUGAAGGGUUAUACCUACUAAGUGCGUUGAAUCAUAAUUGUGCAACAACUUGUAUCUCGGCUGCUGCCUAAGUAGAGAGUAUUUAUCUAGAGACCAUAUCCUUCAUUAAUUCGGCUCUUUACACACUUCAAAUAAUGUCUGCCAUCACUAGCUUAAGAUCGCUCAACUCUUUACCUUGUGAUGCUUUUAUAUUGUUUCCUGCUGUGUCCAUCCUAUGGGCGCCUGCUCUACCAUUUGAUCUAUGAACACGUUUUCUUUUUCUUUGUCUUUUUUGGAUAAGAAAACGGUUAAAAUUGAACACGUAUUCUAUUUUUUGUGUGGAAAGAUCUUUUUUUUUUGUAAUUAAGCUUUAGGUAGACAUGAAUAUGGGAAUGGCUUCGGCUAUUUGAAAUAUUAAUUAUUAAUACAAGUAGCGUUAAGAAUUUGAUUA